Messenger RNA from Chiloscyllium plagiosum (whitespotted bambooshark), 2099 nucleotides. NCBI's taxonomy places the organism in Eukaryota, Metazoa, Chordata, Chondrichthyes, Orectolobiformes, Hemiscylliidae. The record is from RefSeq and is a predicted model, not a curated record.
UCAAAACAAUAAGCUGCAAUGUUACUGUCAAUCUUAGUGCAACACUUAAUGUAUGGUGCAUGUUACAGCAGAAAAGCACACAAGAACCCAAGAACAAGAAAUCCAGACGGAAUCAACAUUCGGACGCCAAAGAUGAAGAGCCAGAACCAGAAAUUGAGGCGGUCAGUUCAAGCCAGGAAAUACCUUCAGUGCCACCCCAAACCGAGAAGGUUUCAAUUGCAACGCAAACAAAGAAGUUAAGUGCCUCCUCACCAAGAAUGUUACAUCGGAGCACCCAGACUAAUAAUGACAUCCCCUGUCAGAAUAUGUGCCAUGAAAAGUACACCAAAAUAUUCAACGAUUUUAAGGAGCGUAUGAAAGCAGAGCAAAAACGGGAGACUGAACGAGUUGUAAGAGAAGCACUGGAAAAGUUGCGCACUGAAAUGGAGGAGGAAAAACGUCAGGCAGUGAACAAAGCUGUUGUCAACAUGCAGGCUGAGAUGGAUAGAAAGUGUAAGCAAGUGAAGGAAAAAUGCAAAGAGGAAUUCAUGGAAGAGAUUAAAAAACUGGCCACACAGCACAAGCAGUUCAUCUCCCAGACCAAAAAGAAGCAAUGGUGCUACAACUGUGAAGAAGAAGCAAUGUACCACUGCUGCUGGAACACCUCUUACUGCUCCAUCAAAUGUCAGCAAGAGCACUGGCAUGCUGAGCACAAACGAACCUGCCGUCGGAAAAGAUGAAAGUUCUCUCCUCCACAACAGCCAUACUAAGAAACAGAGAUUGCUUCCUUCUCACAGACAGUGCUGGUUUUAGUUUGGAGCCACAUUUCUGUGAAUCUUGCUUCCCAUUUGCACCAGCAUUUUAAUCUACAAAGCUUAGUUUCCUCUCUUGCCCCCUCCCCCAACCAUCGCCCACCUACCAGUUAGCCGAACCAAGUCAGUCUGUGUUGAUUUUAACCAGAUACUUUUUUGUGUGUUUUUUAACUUCUUUUACAUCAGUGGUCAUGUGAUCAAUACUUCGGGACAGGGUUGACACAGCAGGUAAUAAACCUGCUUUAAAAAAAAUAACUGUUAAUAUUUCCCAACUCUGCUUUUUUAUAUUUUUCUUACGUAUGCUACUUUUAUUAAUAAAAAUGAAUGUUGAUCAUGUAUUAAAGCAGGGAAAUGGGAUUUCUAAUGAGCUGGACCUUAGAGAUGGAAUGAACAUUUAGUUCUGGUUUUGUAAUUUGCACAUUUCUUUUCUUCCUAACCCAAAUGAGUCCACACGCAUGUAAAAUUGCCAAAUACUACCUUUAUGUACCAGUAGGUAUGAACAGAAAAAUUACAGUGAAUUUUGCUUUCUGCAACAGUGUUCACUGAAUAUCUGUGCAGUUGUCUGUCUUGCAGUUGAAUUGUAUAAAAUAAAAUGAAGCACUUAGUUUUUUUUCCAGCAGCUCUUAGGUUUUGGAUUGUAAUUAGCUAUUGCUGCCUGUUUGCUUACAGUCCUUGUCACCUUAGACAGAAUGAUGUAUCUGCAUGUCAAUCCAUUUAUAAAGGCAUUGUGAUUGUGAUGGGUCUGUACCUUGCUGCGUGUCUGGUACAAAACACAUACCAGUAACUGUUUCGUGGUAUUGCAGAAAACGGAAAAUAAUUUAAAUAUAGAAUCAUUCCAAAGGCUGUUUAAAUCUUUUACUCGUAGCUGCAUGAAAGUAAGACACGUGUAACUUUGACUGUUCUGUUUUCAUGUCUUGGUAACAGCAUUGCACCUUCUUCAAAUUAUGCAGUAUAAACACUCUGUUAAACAUGACUGUGGCCUGAUUUUGUUUUAAAUUAUCACUAAAUUAACCUGCUUUGGAUUGUUUUAGAUGAAGCAUUAAAAUCAAUUCAUAGCUAAAUACAGUUGCCAUUUGUAACUCCAUCACAUAAGGUUUAGCCACUCUGCACAUUUACUCAUUUUAGUGUGGCAUCACAUGGCAGUUAAAUUAGGACAUGGCAAAUCCUGGGCUUUUUUGUAAGUUUUUCUUACUGGCAAUAUAUUAAAUCAUCUGUGUUUACAUUGGGCAAUAAAUGUAUUUCAGAGAUGUACUUUGAAUGUUUAACUUUUGGUGUUUAUUUAUAUAUAAAUAUAUAAAAUAAAAAUAA